Molecule: messenger RNA, 5589 nt
Organism: Myotis myotis
Lineage: Eukaryota; Metazoa; Chordata; Mammalia; Chiroptera; Vespertilionidae
Gene: ADGRA2
Product: adhesion G protein-coupled receptor A2
Exons: 19
Coding region: 409-4413 (1334 amino acids)
Biological process (GO): central nervous system development; sprouting angiogenesis; G protein-coupled receptor signaling pathway
Cellular component (GO): Wnt signalosome; plasma membrane
Molecular function (GO): G protein-coupled receptor activity; protein binding
Source: RefSeq, a predicted model, not a curated record
GGCGGGAGCAGCGCCGCGCUGAGCUGCCUCCAUCCAUGGCACGAAGCGGCGGCGGCGGCGGCGGCGGCAGCAGGAUCCCGGCGCGAUCCGUUAGGUCCCAGCCCAGCGCCGAGAGAGCCGGCGACGCGGAGGGGCCCGGGAGCCCCGCGCUGACACUCGGGGCGCGCCGCGCAGGGCCGCCCGCUCCGCGCUGACAGCCGCGCCCGCGUCCUCCCCGCCGGGGCGCGCGCCGGACAUGCCCCCGGGGCGCGGCGGCGGGGACCCCCGGGCUUGCCUCCGCCCAGGGCCCCCUGCCCCGCCCUUGGGCGCCCCGGGCCCCUGCUGAACACGCCUCCCGUCCGCCCGGGUCCCUCCGGCCCGCGCGCAGCCCGGCCCCAGUGCUGUCGGUCCCCGCGGGGCUAUGGGCUGAUGGGCGCCGGGGGAUGCAGGAUGCGGAGGGCGCCCGCGCGCCUGCUGCUGCCGCUGCUGCCGUGGCUGCUGCUCCUCGCACCCGAGACGCGGGGUGCGCCCGGCUGCCCCGUCCCCAUCCGCAGCUGCAAGUGCUCCGGGGAGCGGCCCAAGGGGCUGAGCGGCGGCGCCCCCAACCCGGCGCGCAGGAGGGUGGUGUGCGGCGGCGGGGACCUCCCGGAGCCCCCCGAGCCCGGCCUCCUGCCUAACGGCACCGUUACCCUGCUCUUGAGCAACAACAAGAUCACGGGGCUCCGGAAUGGAUCCUUCUUGGGACUGUCCCUGCUGGAGAAGUUGGACCUGAGGAAUAAUGUCAUCAGCACGGUGCAGCCCGGUGCAUUCCUGGGCCUGGGGGAGCUGAAGCGCUUAGAUCUCUCCAACAACCGGAUUGGCUGCCUCACCUCGGAGACUUUCCAAGGCCUCCCCAAGCUUCUCCGACUAAACAUAUCUGGAAACAUCUUCUCCAGUCUGCAACCUGGGGUCUUUGAUGAGCUGCCAGCCCUCAAGCUUGUGGACUUCGGCACUGAGUUCCUGACUUGCGACUGCCGCCUGCGCUGGCUGCCGUCCUGGGCCCGGAAUCACUCCCUGCAGCUGUCCGAGCGCACGCUCUGUGCCUACCCCAGUGCCCUGCACGCCCAGGCCCUGGGUGGCCUCCAGGAGGCCCAGCUGCGCUGCGAGGGGGCCCUGGAGCUACACACGCACUACCUCAUCCCAUCCCGACGCCAAGUGGUGUUCCAGGGGGACCGCCUGCCCUUCCAGUGUUCCGCCAGCUACCUGGGCAACGACACCCGCAUCCGCUGGUACCACAACCGGGCCCCCGUGGACAGCGAUGAGCAGGCGGGUAUCCUCCUGGCCGAGAGCCUCAUCCACGACUGCACCAUCAUCACCAGUGAACUGACCCUGUCUCACAUCGGUGUGGGCGCCUCAGGCGAAUGGGAGUGCUCCGUGUCCACGGUCCAGGGCAACGCCAGCAAGAAGGUGGAGAUUGUGGUGCUGGAGAUCUCUGCCUCCUACUGCCCAGCCGAGCGUGUCGCCAACAACCGAGGGGACUUCAGGUGGCCUCGAACUCUGGCUGGCAUCACAGCCUACCAGUCCUGCCUGCAGUACCCCUUCACCUCGGUGCCCCUGAGCGGGGGCACUCCGGGUACCCAGGCCUCCCGCCUGUGUGACCGAGCUGGCCGCUGGGAGCCAGGGGACUACUCCCACUGUCUGUACACCAACGACAUUACCCGGGUGCUCUACACCUUCGUGCUGAUGCCCAUCAACGCCUCCAACGCGCUGACCCUGGCCCACCAGCUGCGAGUGUACACGGCCGAGGCUGCCAGCUUCUCAGACAUGAUGGAUGUAGUCUAUGUGGCUCAGAUGAUCCAGAAAUUUUUGGGUUAUGUGGACCAGAUCAAAGAGCUGGUGGAGGUCAUGGUGGACAUGGCCAGCAACCUGAUGCUGGUAGAUGAGCACCUGCUGUGGCUGGCCCAGCGAGAGGACAAGGCCUGCAGCGGCAUCGUGGGUGCCCUGGAGCGCAUUGGGGGGGCUGUCUUGAGCCCCCACGCCCAGCACAUCUCUGUGAACUCGAGGAACGUAGCAUUGGAGGCCUACCUCAUCAAGCCGCACAGCUAUGUGGGCCUGACCUGCACGGCCUUCCAGAGGAGGGAGGCCGGUGUGCCCGGCGCCCGGCCCGCAGGCCUGGGCCAGAACCCCUCUCUGGAGCUGGAGCCCCUGGCUGAUCAGCAGCUCCGCUUCCGCUGUACCACCGGGAGGCCCAACGUUUCGCUGUCAUCCUUCCACAUCAAGAACAGCGUUGCCCUGGCCUCCAUCCAGCUGCCGCCCAGUCUCUUCUCGUCCCUUCCGGCCUCCCUGGCGCCCCCAGUCUCCCCAGACUGCACCCUGCAGCUGCUCGUCUUCCGAAAUGGCCGCCUCUUCCGCAGCCAUGGCAACACCUCCCGCCCAGGAGCUGUGGGACCCGGCAAGAGGCGUGGGGUGGCCACCCCUGUCAUCUUUGCAGGAACAAGUGGCUGUGGCGUGGGAAACCUGACGGAGCCCGUGGCCAUUUCCCUGCGGCACUGGGCUGAGGGAGCUGAACCCGUGGCAGCUUGGUGGAGCCAGGAAGGGCCCGGCGGCGCUGGGGGCUGGAGCUCCGAAGGCUGCCAGCUCCGCUCCAGCCAGCCCAACGUCAGCUCCCUGCACUGCCAGCACCUGGGCAAUGUGGCCGUACUCAUGGAGCUGAGUGCCUUUCCCAGGGAGGUGGGGGCCUCGGGGGCAGGGCUGCAUCCAGUCGUGUACCCCUGCACAGCCCUGCUGCUGCUCUGCCUCUUCUCCACCAUCAUCACCUACAUCCUCAACCACAGCUCCAUCCAUGUGUCCCGGAAGGGCUGGCACAUGCUGCUGAACCUGUGCUUCCACAUGGCCAUGACCUCCGCCGUCUUUGCAGGAGGCAUCACACUCACCAACUACCAGAUGGUCUGCCAGGCGGUGGGCAUCACUCUGCACUACUCUUCACUGUCCACCCUGCUCUGGAUGGGUGUGAAGGCCCGCGUCCUCCACAAGGAGCUCACCUGGAGGGCGCCCCCUCCCCAGGAAGGGGACUCCGCCCCGCCUGCUCCCCGCCCCAUGCUCCGGUUCUAUUUGAUCGCUGGAGGGAUCCCACUCAUUAUCUGCGGCAUCACAGCUGCUGUCAACAUUCACAACUACCGGGACCACAGCCCCUACUGCUGGCUGGUGUGGCGUCCAAGCUUAGGAGCCUUCUACAUCCCGGUGGCUUUGAUCCUGCUGAUCACCUGGAUCUAUUUCCUGUGUGCAGGGCUGCAUCUGAGGGGUCCUCUGGCACAGAGCUCCAAGGGGGUCACGAGCAGGGGUUCCCUGGACCAAGGGGAGGAGCUGAGGGGUUCCACCAGGCUCAGGAGCAGCGGCCCCCUCCUGAGUGACUCGGGUUCCCUUCUGGCCACUGGGAGCGCAGGGGUGGUGACGCCCGGACCCCCAGAGGACGGGGACGGCCUCUAUUCUCCAGGAGUCCAGCUGGGCGCGCUGGUGACCACACAUUUCCUGUACCUGGCCAUGUGGGCCUGCGGGGCUCUGGCCGUGUCCCAGCGCUGGCUGCCCCGGGUGGUGUGCAGCUGCCUGUACGGGGUGGCGGCCUCGGCCCUGGGCCUCUUCGUCUUCACCCACCACUGUGCCAGGCGCAGGGACGUGCGGGCCUCCUGGCGCGCCUGCUGCCCCCCUGCCUCGGCCUCGCGCGCCUCGCCCCAAGCUGUGUCCGCGGCCCCAGAGGACGGUUCCCCCGUGUUCGGAGAGGGGCCCCCUUCCCUGAAGUCAUCCCCGGGCGGUAGCAGCGGCCACGCGCCGGCCCCGGGCCCCUGCAAGCUCACCAACCUGCAGCUGGCCCAGAGUCAGGCGUGCGAGGCGGGGGUGGCGGCCCGCGGGGAGGGGGAGCCAGAGCCCGUGGGCUCCCGCGGGAGCCUGGCCCCCCGUCACCCCAACAACCUGCCCCACGGGCGCCGAGUGCACAAGAGCCGGGCCAAGGGGCACCGCGCAGGGGAUCCGGGCGGCAAGAACCGGCUCAAGGCGCUGCGCGGGGGCGCGGCGGCCGGGGCGCCCGAGCUGCUGUCCAGCGAGAGCGGCAGCCAGCACAACAGCCCGUCCGACAGCCACCCGGGCAGCAGCCGCCACAGCCCCGGCGCCGGCCUCCCGCCGGAGGGCGAGCCCGCGCUCACGCUGUCCGACGGCAGCGACACGAGCGCCGCGCCGCCCCCGGAGGCGGGCCGGCCGGGCCAGCGCCGCAGCGCCAGCCGCGACAACCUCAAGGGCGCGCUGGAGAAGGAGAGCCAGCGCCGCUCCUACCCGCUCAACACGGCCAGCCUGAACGGCGCCCCCAAGGGCGGCAAGUACGAGGACAUCACCCUGGCGGGCGCCGAGGCGGCGGGGGGCGGCUGCAUGAAGACCGGCCUCUGGAAGAGCGAGACCACCGUCUAGGUGGGCGGGUGGCACUUUAGGGCAGGCUGGCCGCCCGGACUGGUUUUCCUGGCUGCGCGGGCCCCUAAGGACGCCGAUCGGUGCACCAGUCGGUGAAGUGCCGAGGGCUGCGCCGGGCUCACUAGCCUCCUCCGUCCUGAAGCUAAGGACAGCGGGCGCCUGCGCGGCUAAGAGGGCCGUGCCUCUGGGGUAGCGACAGGCAAUCCCGGGGCCACUGGCAGGAUACACUCUGUCCCAGCCCAGGCCAGUCUGUGCCAUCCAGGGUAGGGAAGGUCCUGUCUGGAUUGAUGAGUACUGGGCGGACCAGCAAGCCCAGGUGGGCUCUUCCUAAGGUGCCCACAUCUUGCCCACCCGCCUCUCUGGUGGUGUCAGCCCUACCUGGCAAACACAGACGGGGGCUUGGGAACAGUGUUCCCUCACCACCCUCCUCUGAAGCCGGCCUGUGCCUAGCUUCUAGGGCCUCUCCCCACCCAGUUUUUGGCUAAGUGGGGAGGCAGCCUAGAUAUGCCAGGUGGCCAGGACCCACUGGAGGUGACAAGGUGCUGCUUUUCAGACUAUGCAGGAGGCGGAGGCGGGGCCGUGUGAAAGUCAGCCUGGGAGGUCAAGUAGGAGGGCAGGUGCACCAUUAGGGAGGACGCCACCCCGUGAGUGUACACACACCACCAGCAGGGCUCGGGGUGGCACUUGGGGACAAAGCUGACCCCGCCUGGGGAUAAUCUGAGGGAGGAGAGAGAGAGCUUAGAUCUGGGGCUGAAGUUUGCCAGGCCUUAAACCUAGUCCUACAAACAAUGCCCUGAAGAGGGCUCCACCACAGGCUGCAAGUGGUGGUGAAGAUGUACUUACCCGUCAACCACAAGACAUGGGUCUCAGCCUCCCAACACUGGGGACUAAGGAAGAUACUUCCCUCCUCCUUGAGGCCACAUGGAAGAACCGUUCCAACCAUUUGGCCUCUAGCCCCGUAUUAGGGAGAAACUUCCAAAACAGCAGAAACAUCUUCCUGCCACACAGAAGCCCAAGUCAAAUCCCUCAGGGGGUGGGCAGGGUCCCUACAGUUCCCGGGGCCUUCACCUCCACUUUUAAACACCAGCACUAUUUCCCCCCACCCCCCAACCUAAAAAGCAACCACCAGCCUUUUACUGCAGGACCCAGUGAAAGUGGAGGGAACCUGAAGCCUUG